Messenger RNA from Penicillium verrucosum, 1479 nucleotides. RefSeq lists its product as uncharacterized. Bases 1 to 1479 code for a protein of 492 amino acids. The transcript is spliced from 5 exons. Lineage: Eukaryota; Fungi; Ascomycota; Eurotiomycetes; Eurotiales; Aspergillaceae. The record is from RefSeq and is a predicted model, not a curated record.
AUGGGCCUCUCUCAAAGCAAACUUAUCAUCAAGACCCUUGAAAUAGCCUGUAAGAAGGCUGAGAACGAUGGGGAAGAUAAUAUUGCUUCAGUGCUCUCCGAACAGGAGUUUAUUAACUCUAUCCGACAACUAUGGGCGCGUAUUCCUCUGAAAACUAGAAGAAGUAUCGGCCACCAUCCAGAUAAGGGAUCUGGAAGCUCUAAGAAAAUGCGGAAGGCACCGAACAAGUCAACGAUAACGAUACCUCAGGCUUUCACAGCCAACCUACACCUCUGGGAAAAUAAUCCUUCUUUGUUUUUCAUAGAGGAUAGUGGUAUUUCUCUUGAACUUGGAAGAGAUCCUCUUGCCGGAUCCUACAAAUAUAUAUCUGGAUUGAAGCGGAGAACAGAGAUAGAUACCAUACGUCUACGAUUCUGGAAGGUGGUAUUCUAUCGAUUGAAAGAGAGGCUAUGCUUAAAUCACUUGCGUGUUGGCAAUGUGGAGAUUGUGGCACGAAUUAUAUCCCAGUCUAGUAAGGCUGGGGAUGAGCUGGGUUUGAUUAGGCAGCGGGUCUCUCGGUGGACAGACGAAGGGAGGCGAAUCGACACAUUGUGCCGGGACACCAGUGGAGCCAAGUCUCUGGAUAAUGCACAUCUUGGUAUUUUGUUUUGCUUGCCUGACGACAUUCCCGACGAAGUCAUAAGAGCAUUGCCAUUAGCCGGACCAACCCGGGAAGAAGAGAUUCGCCUGCUUAGGCAUCGCGGUAUAUUAAAAGUUGACGGCUGGGAAAGAUUGCAAAAUCUAGGCAAAACUAUUUUCAACUACCUGUGGGAGAAAAUGGAAUCUUCAAUUUCCCACUUCCACUUAUCCGAACUGGGUUCAGACUGGGAAUUGCAGCACACUCAAUCCUUUAGGAUACAAAACCCAAAAUUCUCAUAUCCGGGAUGCGAUCAGGGGACAAACGCACCAACGAUCCCAUUACGAAAACAUCGAGCCGCUACAGGCACCGCACGGGCUGGGGGGGCUCGCAGCCUGCGUUCCACUUGUUUGAAAACAUCGAGCCGCUACAGGCACCGCACGGGCUGGGGGGGCUCGCAGCCUGCGUUCCACUUGUUUGAAAACAUCGAGCCGCUACAGGUACCGCACGGGCUGGGGGGCUCGCAGCCUGCGUUCCACUUGUUCGAAAACAUCGAGCCGCUACAGGUACCGCACGGGCUGGGGGGCUCGCAGCCUACAUUCCACUUGUUCGAAAACAUCGAGCCGCUACAGGUACCGGACGGGUUGGGGGGCUCGCAACCCAUGACUGGGACACAGAGUAUGUUCAACCAAUAUGAGGAUAGCCAAGCGCUUCGGCAACCAUUUUCCGGUACCUUUGAUGACAGCCUCGUGGCUGGAAGAGAUUCCUCCAAUAUGUAUACCCAAAUGCCGGAUGAUUUACCGUCGAAUCAACCACAAAACCCUUCCUACCAACAAUUCACUGUGCCUGUUUCUGUGAAUUAA